Penicillium diatomitis is the source of this 219-nucleotide messenger RNA. RefSeq lists its product as uncharacterized. Gene Ontology annotation, cellular component: mitochondrion. Gene Ontology annotation, biological process: respiratory electron transport chain. The coding region runs from base 1 to 219 and encodes 72 amino acids. The record is from RefSeq and is a predicted model, not a curated record. NCBI's taxonomy places the organism in Eukaryota, Fungi, Ascomycota, Eurotiomycetes, Eurotiales, Aspergillaceae. The transcript has 2 exons.
AUGGUAAACAACGAGCUGCGUCGCCAGGUGAUCAGCAUCUACAAAGGGCGGGAGUAUCCCCUUGGAUUUCAGUAUUUCAGGGAUCGACUCCAUCGUGCGUUUGCAGGUCAAGCGCAUCUCACAGAUGAGGAUCAGAUUCGAAAAGGGAUUGCUCGAGCCGAGUUCGUAAAGAAGGGUACGUCAACCAAUACUUGCCUCGACGAGAUGGCUCCACAAUGA